AUGAUUCAGUUAAGUCAGAGUGUAAAGUGUAGGAGUUCCGGUUGGCCUAUAGCACAGGGCCAUUCAAACCUAGCUACACUAACUAAUAUACUAAGCCAAGACCCUACAGCCAAACAAUCCCUUCAACUACCUAACAAACAACAAUUUGUACCUCACAAUAUCGUUGAAGUUAACGAAAUAGGAUGGUUGUUCCUCCUUGACUGCUGUGUACCGAUCCUGAAAUAUAUGGGAGAUUAUCCCACCAAGCAGAUGCAGAGUCCUCUGGAGCACACAGACCUGAUCUUCAGCCCCGCCACUCAGAACGAGGCCCUGAGGGACGAGAUCUACUGCCAGAUCAUGAAGCAGAUGAGCGGCAACAACAACCGGUUCAGCAUGGAGCAGGGCUGGCAGCUGCUGUGGCUCUGCUGCGGGAUGUUCCCCCCCUCCCAGGCCCUUCUGAGGCACACUCAGAGGUUCCUGGAGUCGCGGCGCAGAGAGGCCCUGGCCCCCGACUGCCUGCAGCGGCUGCAGAGCUCCCUCAGGAUGGAGCCGAGGAAGCUCCCACCACACCAGGUGGAGGUAGACGCCGUCCAACAAAACAGCACUCAGAUCUUCCACAAAAUCCACUUCCCCAACGACACAGAGGAGAUAUUUGAGGUAGCCACCAACACCAGGAUCAGGGAUCUGAUCCAGAACAUUACCAAGAAGCUCAGUCUGGCUUCUGCGGACGGCUUCAGCAUCUUUGUCAAAACACAUGACAAGGUUCUCAGUUUGAAUGACACAGACUACUUCUUUGACAGUCUGAGACAAAUCACUGACUGGUCCAAGAAAGCCAAGACGAUCAAAGAGGGUGGACCUGUCAACAUACCCUACCUUGUGUUCUUCAUGAGGAAGUUGUGGUUUAAUGUGAUCCCUGGCAGAGACACAGAGGCUGAUGUUAUCUUCCAUUUCCCUCAGGAGCUACCAAAGUACCUGAGAGGUUACCAUGUUAGCACCAAAGAGGAAAUCAUCAACGUUGCCGCUCUGCUCUUCAGGAUAAAGUUCAGCAACGACAAGAGCCAGUUUGUCUCCAUCCCAAAGGUCCUGAAGGAGCUGGUCCCUGCAGACCAGCUGAAGGCCAUGUCCGAAAAUGAGUGGAAGAAGAGUAUUGUCGCAUCUUUUAACAAACAAGUGGGUUUGACUGCUGAAGAAGCGAAGGUGGCGUUCCUGAAGGCGGUCUGCCGCUGGCCCACUUUCGGCUGUGCGUUCUUUGAUGUGAAGCAAACAUCUGAACCAAGCUUCCCAGAUAUUGUGCGAAUAGCCAUCAGCAAGCAGGGACUCACCAUCAUCCAUCCUAAAACCAAGGAUGUACUGGCUAAUCACCCAUUCAACCGCAUCGCUAACUGGUGCAGUGGAAGCACCUACUUCCACAUGACUAUUGGCAGUUUAGUCAAGGGGAGCAAAUUCCUGUGUGAAACUUCACUGGGUUACAAGAUGGAUGAUCUUAUAACCUCCUACGUAAACAUGUACCUCCAAGAGAGGAAGGCGGGGCAAACCAGGAACCAGCGCUUCAACUGAGCUGAAGUAGCACAAGUGUGUCGCAACUUUGAAAUACACACACACACACACACACACACACACACACACAUACACACACUAAAAGGCAGAGCAGCAAAAAGUUCAUUUGGAAUCCAUUUAAUUUGACAUUGACUAAUUGCAUGAAAGAAAGUUGUUUUAGAUUUCUUACAUUUUAUUUAAAGCUAAUCUUUCUUUGCCAUGUAUUCAAGUAACAUAUUUCUAAUUGAAGACCUUACGUUUUAAGUAAUAUAAUUUAAUAAUAAUAUCCAUCCAUAUGGUUUCCUUAAAUGCUUCUUUCUAUUUUUAAAUACCACACAGGUUUAAUUAUCGUUAAACACAUUUACUAUAAAUACUUUUUAGGUAUAUUAGUCUCUAAUAAUAUUCCCAAAAGGGUUUCAUCUGCAUUUGGUAAAAAUGUUCUUUAGACUUUUAAAUGCACAGGAAGCAUUGUUUUGCGUAUGUUUUCUUUCUCUUUGUUUAGUGGCAUGUGUUUUGGAAAUUCAUUGUGAACACCAUCAUUUAAACACAAUUAGCCAUAUACAUAUGAAACCUUGUUGUUAUUUGUAUUCUUUACAAUUGGUAUCUCCUCUCCAUAUAAAUCUGCCUGCCUUAUAAACAUUAAAGGAGCACUGUGGAG
Notothenia coriiceps (black rockcod) is the source of this 2173-nucleotide messenger RNA. Its product is annotated as unconventional myosin-VIIb. Gene Ontology annotation, cellular component: cytoskeleton. Bases 1 to 1536 code for a protein of 511 amino acids. NCBI's taxonomy places the organism in Eukaryota, Metazoa, Chordata, Actinopteri, Perciformes, Nototheniidae. The record is from RefSeq and is a predicted model, not a curated record. The transcript has 11 exons.